This is a messenger RNA of Nematocida major, 546 nucleotides long. RefSeq lists its product as uncharacterized. The transcript has a single exon. The record is from RefSeq and is a predicted model, not a curated record. The coding region runs from base 1 to 546 and encodes 181 amino acids. NCBI's taxonomy places the organism in Eukaryota, Fungi, Microsporidia.
AUGCCAUUAUCCUGCAAUGAAACUGCCACCUUUUUAGACUAUCUUUACUUCAAAGAUCUCGCACUGAACGAGCUGAAAAUGCACGCAAAUCUAGCAUUAAUAUACCCAAUUGUGGUUUUUAUAGGAUUUCUGUGGGUUCUAGGCAUGCUUCUGCUUAUAAUAGGCAUUGCAUUGGUUCUUGGAGUUUUUAUUCGGAUCUGUGUAGAAGUGUUCAUGGCCAUCCAAACGAAGCAGUAUAAGCGGCUUCUGUUUGCGCCUGUGUUUGCCUCGUUCAGCAGAUGCAUGACCAAGGCGUGCAUCUCUGCUACAGAAAGACGCGCCAACAACCCGAGAAGAGCAGAGCAGCGCCGCAUCCCACCCGAGCCAGCAGCGGGAUACAUCCAGCCACAGGAUUUCGCAAACUUCUACAUCCAGCCGUAUUCAGAGAGCGCCUCAUCCGCGGACAUUGCCCUUAGCAGCACUCCCCUGCGAGAUUCCGAGACUCCUCCCCCAUCCUACAACUCGGUAAUGGCAAGCCGCACAUACGUGCCCCAAAACUCGAGUUAG